Molecule: messenger RNA, 1002 nt
Organism: Anastrepha obliqua
Lineage: Eukaryota; Metazoa; Arthropoda; Insecta; Diptera; Tephritidae
Gene: Obp19c
Product: general odorant-binding protein 19d
Exons: 4
Coding region: 16-702 (228 amino acids)
Biological process (GO): sensory perception of smell
Molecular function (GO): odorant binding
Source: RefSeq, a predicted model, not a curated record
AAGAAAAAUCUGAUUAUGCCAGCGAAAUUUAUUUCAAAGCCAUCAACUGCUCAAAAUGUAGGCCACUAUAAAAGCGUGAAGUGGUUGACGAGCACCACAUCAGACCCAAUUCGACAAGCGUUCGUUAAUCACGAAAUCGUCAAGAAAAUGAGCAACUCAAAUAAUAAAGCUUUAAUCCACAUUCUGCUUUGUUUGGCGGCAAUUCAAAGUCUCACUGCGCUCGAUGCUGACCUAUACAAACUGUCUGGCAAACGCAAACCUUUAGUAACACGCCAGGAUCCUUCUGAUUUGGAUGAUUACAAACGCAUAAAACGCCAAGUGCCGCAGCCCAUGCAGGAGUUCCAGGAUUUCACAACAUCUAUGAAAGUCCAAUGCGCUACAGAAAUGGGUUUCAAGCCAAAUGAGUAUGAAAAAUCGUUGCUUCACGAAGAUCAACCAACACCAAAGGAGAAGUGCCUGAUGGAGUGCAUUUUGAAGCGCAUGGAAGUGAUGGAUAAGAACAACUCAUUGUCGACGCCGGCAGUCGGGCGCAUUGCGGACAUAAUUGGCAGCAACAAUGCUUUGAUUACAUCGAUCGCUAUGGCAUCAGCAGAGAAUUGCAAGAAGCUCAUAAAUGCCGAGGACUCCUGCGAGCGGGCAUACCAAAUUAAUAAAUGCAUUGCUAAAGAGAUGAAGAUGCGCAAAAUUAAAUUAAUAUAUUAGGAAAUGGGCAACUUAGGCAGUCGCACAAGAAGCCACAGCUAAAUUUUUAAUUGCAGCAUUAAAUUAGUUUAGGAUUUAUGCCGAUGAGUUGAAUUAUUAAAAUUUUUCUGUUUUUGGCUUGCACUAUGAACUUCUAUAAGAAAACAAAGCAAAAAAAAAUAUGUUGUUGAGUCUUCAGAUUACACUUCUUAGUGCUGCACCUCAAUUAAAUAAAUUAAAUUAAAUUAUUUUAUAAUUGCAGUAGCGUACCCAUAUUGUCACCUAUUAUAGUUUACAAAUAUAGAAUUAUAACCAAACAUA